Messenger RNA from Conger conger (European conger), 5642 nucleotides. RefSeq names its product serine/threonine-protein kinase NLK-like. Gene Ontology annotation, molecular function: ATP binding; MAP kinase activity. The transcript is spliced from 11 exons. The coding region runs from base 1208 to 2791 and encodes 527 amino acids. The record is from RefSeq and is a predicted model, not a curated record. Gene Ontology annotation, cellular component: cytoplasm; nucleus. Gene Ontology annotation, biological process: protein phosphorylation; intracellular signal transduction. NCBI's taxonomy places the organism in Eukaryota, Metazoa, Chordata, Actinopteri, Anguilliformes, Congridae.
CCGGCCAAGGAGAAUCGACUGUGGCCGUCUGUUUUGUCACUGCGAAGGGGGCGGUCUCGAUAUUUUAUUUUCAUUUUAUAUUUCCUUUAUUUAAUUUCUGAGUCUACGAACACAAGGAGACAGUGCAGCAAGCAAGCUAGCAAACACCGGAUCUGAUGGAAAAAAUAAGUUGACUGAUCUCUCCUGGAAGGCUGCUAUUCUAACUGCAGGAUAAAGGAAAUUUUUUUUUACGAAAUGAUCUGGAUUUCUGGAUAUGGGCUUCAGCGAGAAUCACGAUAUUUUUAAAAGGGAGCCUGGAGCACAGAUUUCCCCAAACACCUCAUCGACAACGGCAUCGGGAAAUCAACAAAUACAGACCAGCAUCACCUUAAUUAUCGCAUUUGCGGGUCACAUGGCCCGAUAAACCUAAUAUUUCCACCACUUGACUACAUUUAGAGCUAACCUACAGUUUCGAGUUUGUUGUACACGAACAUUCUUGUAUCUUGCAUAGCCGAAAACAAGUAGCCCAACUGAGACCAUAACAACUUCUGUGGAGUAACCUACAGUACAUGCUGCAGUUGGCGGUGCCUGCAGUGACGAUGGAUUUAUCAUGAAAAGGCAAAGAUGGGAGAAUCUGACAGAUGACCGCCUGGUUCCUAUGUGAUACGCGCAGAUUACCCUCUUUUACUGCAAAAAUGGGAAAUUGUCCUGGUUUUGUGAGUGGAGAGGGGAUAGCCACUUCCAACAUGUGGGAGAUCUAAGGCCGUGGAAUAUUUAUUUAUUGUGGGGGGAGAGGGGUUUUGUGUCGCAUUAACAUUAUUACCAUUUUAAUUAUUUUAACCAAUGAUCUUCAUUUGUGCGUAAAAUAGCAUUUAAAUGUUAAGUUCAUCCAUGCAGAUCUAUCUAGGCCUAUAGCUAAAUCAAACGAAGUAGGUCAGAUCAUUGUAAUUAGAAUGAAGCCGUGUAGGAAUUAGGGUUACCUUCAUAUACAAUUGACAACUAACGGGCUUACAUUUAUUUCAUAAAUAUAUUUCAUCUUAAUUUUAGAAUUUAUCCGGUUUAGUGUUGACGUAUUUGACCGUUUGGCUCCCAGCUGCCCUGCUUCCAUUCCCCCCAACUCGUCUUUACCGUUUAGCUGCUAAGACCUUUGAUAGGCUAGAGUUCCCUAUAUUUUUAUUUCCAUUUCUCCCUUCCUUUAUUCCGCCUUUCGAGUGCUGCUGUUGAGUGAAUGGCUUUGUGUGGAACCACGGCUUCCAACGCCGCAAAAAUGAUGGCUGCAUACAACGGUGGCGCGUCGGCGGUGGCAGCACAUCACCCACAUCAUCACCACCAACUAUCGCAUGUGCCACCACACCAUCUCCAACACCAUCAUCAUCACCCGGGGCAGCAUCACCUACACCCCGGUUCAGCCGCUGCAGUCCAUCCAGUCCAGCAGCACGCCUCUACAGCUGCUGCAGCAGCUGCUGCCGCUGCGGCGGUAAUGCUGAACCCGAGCCAGCAACAACCGUACUUUCCUUCGCCAGCUCCUGGACAGGCCCCCGGUCCCGCCGCGGCUGCGGCACCGGCCCAAGUUCAGGCCGCAGCGGUCAAAGCUCAUCACCAUCACCAACAUUCACACCUCUUACAACAGCCUCUGGAUAUCGAGCCCGACAGACCAAUUGGAUACGGAGCAUUUGGAGUAGUAUGGUCAGUUACGGACCCAAGGGACGGAAAGCGGGUUGCCCUAAAAAAGAUGCCCAACGUCUUCCAGAAUCUCGUCUCCUGCAAGAGGGUCUUCCGUGAGCUGAAGAUGUUGUGUUUCUGUAAACAUGACAAUGUCCUCUCUGCCAUCGACAUCCUGCAGCCGCCGCACAUUGACUACUUCGAGGAAAUCUACGUGGUGACAGAGCUGAUGCAGAGCGACCUCCACAAGAUCAUCGUUUCCCCACAGCCUCUCAGCUCCGACCACGUCAAGGUGUUCCUCUACCAGAUACUGCGAGGACUGAAGUACCUCCAUUCUGCUGCCAUUCUGCAUCGAGACAUCAAACCUGGAAAUCUGCUGGUCAACAGCAACUGUGUGCUCAAGAUCUGUGACUUUGGCCUGGCUCGAGUGGAGGAGCUGGACGAGUCACGGCACAUGACCCAGGAGGUGGUGACCCAGUAUUACAGAGCCCCCGAGAUCCUGAUGGGAAGCCGUCACUACUCCAACGCCAUCGACAUCUGGUCUGUGGGCUGCAUCUUCGCCGAGCUCCUGGGCCGACGUAUCCUGUUUCAGGCACAGAGCCCCAUCCAACAGCUGGAUCUGAUCACUGAUCUGCUCGGAACACCCUCUCUGGAGGCCAUGAGGACUGCGUGUGAAGGAGCCAGGGCCCAUAUCCUCAGGGGUCCCCACAAACAGCCAUCACUUCCUGUCCUGUACACCUUGUCCAGCCAGGCCACCCAUGAAGCCAUUCACCUCCUGUGCAGAAUGCUGGUGUUCGACCCAUCCAAGCGGAUUUCGGCAAAGGAUGCACUGGCCCACCCUUACUUGGACGAGGGACGGCUGCGGUACCACACCUGCAUGUGCAAGUGCUGCUAUACCACCUCGUCCGGUCGGGUCUACACCAGCGACUUCGAGCCCAUCACCAGCUCCAAGUUCGAUGAUGGCUUUGAGAAGAACCUGACCUCCGUACGGCAGGUGAAAGAGAUCAUACACCAGUUCAUCCUGGAGCAGCAGAAGGGCAGCCGGGUGCCGCUGUGCAUCAACCCCCAAUCUGCAGCCUUCAAGAGCUUCAUCAGCUCUACGGUAGCCCAGCCAUCUGAGAUGCCCCCUUCUCCCCUGGUGUGGGAAUAGACUGAACUGAACACACCACAAGCCCACCCCCUAGCACACGGCAGACUACUGAAGACAUAGCAGAACUACGUAGCAUUUCACUGGAGUCUAGAACUAGCAAUGUCGAUCACGUUUGUACUGUAAUAUUUACUGAUGAAGUUGAUAAAAGAAUAAACCACUUAUGACAGGGAUGGAGAGGGAGGGGUGUGGGGGGGUAUAUGCGUAUGUGAGCUUUUACAUGAAUCUGAGGGUGCGUAUUAGUGCGAUGCAUAUCUGCACGUAAACACGUACGCUAACGCGCAGAUGCCAGUGAGGCGUAACGAGGGGCCUGUGCAUUCAGAUUUAUGUGAAGGAGAGGCUCCGAACCCACAGGGGGCGACGAAGAUCCAGAAAGCGCCAGGACUGGCCCUGUGACUCGCCGGCAGAAGACCGUGUCCGAAGACCACGUCCGAAGACCGUGUCACCUUCGCGCCUGGCCAAGAGAUGCGUCGUUCCCUUCCGUGACCCUGUCGGCCCUGCAUAUGAUCCAUGGACGGUGGUGCGUUUCAAUGUUGUUUACUGUUAUACAGUACAGUCUAGUUUCUCCGUCGCACUUUGUUCCUUCUCUCCCAGCUUGCGCGGUGCAUGUCUGGGGCAACAGCUGAGGGUAACAAGAUGGAGCCACGCAGCAUGUGACCUGGUUGGGUUUGAGUGCAGACACCUGCCUCAUGUGAGCAGCAGAGACCGGUCCAGUGGCUUUGAACGUGGUUUUUCCCUGUCCUUCCUCAAACCCUGUAGGUACAACACACAGUCUGAGUCUGAGGCUGUAUUCCAGGCCCUUUUGCAGCUGUACUUAACAAAGAACAUGGUCCCCACAGCACUAUCAGCUCUACUCAUAUGCAGUGUAUUAAUACAAAAUGGUCACCCCUAGUCCUGCAUGUGGUUUUAUUUAUUUUUUUAAUUGUUUACUGUUCCACCCUUCUGUAGCAUCAAGCAACUCUUUAGCAGUCCAAGGGCCCCUUAUCUGUAUGUAAACGCAAAUCUGGUCGUAGAAGGAUGCAAAAGCGGCACCGCAAGUCAAACCAAAAUAAUUUCAAAAGGAAGAACCUGCUGAAGAUAGCAGAGGUUGUUGGUGAACCAUUUCUAGACCAUAGUACGUAAAUUAUUUUCCCGAUCUCGACUGAAGGAUUGAAAAGUUUUCUAUGUAUGACCAAUGAUGUCUGUGACUGGCAGCGACUGUCACCCGUUGGAGAGGGGUGUCUCUUGGUGCUCGAAUUGUUGCUUCUGUGUCCCACCAAGCAGAAGUGAGCCACUGCAGUGUGCUGUUCUGCAGGGUGGGGUGGAGUUGGGGUACAAUGCUGCCAGUAUUCUGGGUGUAUUCUGGGUGAGAGACUUCGUUUAUAUAGAGGAGUAACAUCUGCUUUUGUUCUCUGUGUGACCGUGGACCGAUACGUUCACGUUUAUGUACAUACAUCCAUUACUCUGCUUGCAACUGCUCAGAAACACCCUCAGAACUUAAUUACUCAGUGUAUUUUUAAUAUUGUUGUUCUUUUCAAACUUCAUGAAAUGCAUUCUCAUGGCCUAUGAAAUAUUAUGUAAAUACAUUAAUAAUGGAUGAGUUUACAGGGAAGGGGUGGCAGAAGUCGAUGAAAACUCAAGUACUGCUGUAUAGAAGGUUAAUUAGCCUGUACAAUUUUAGAGCUGUGAAUUUAAUCUUAUUUUUAAGAAGCAUUUAUGGGAUUAAGCAGAAGUCAAUAUACACUUGUAUACAAAGACAAUUGCAACAACUUUUAAAAAAUGUUGCUGUGAUCUACAGAUGUGUGAGCAUGUUGCUGUUCUUCAGCGUAAAUGUUCAAAACCUUUCUGGUGUGACGAUUAUGUACCUCUGUACAACUGUAUAGUGACUUUGUCCUUCACCUUUCAUAUGUCGAAAUGUCAGUCCAUUUCUCUUUCAUUUAUUCAAUAUCCUGCACUGGAAAGUGUAAAUAAGAAGUUAUUGAGAGAAGAAAAAAGCAGAAAUGGAAAUGCAUAACCAAUCAUGUUAAUUGUAUUUGUGUGUUCUCCUGAGAUGUGGAAAUGAGUACUGAAAAAUUAUUUCUUUUUAUAUUUGUUUUGCUUUAUUAUUGCAUUAUUAUUGUUUAAUUUGUUUAAUUCUCCGGCUCUAGAAAAAAACCCCCACUGAAUUAUUGUGUCUAUAUGUAUAUAAUGGGUUGACAUUAUUGGUCUCUACCUCUUGAGCUUAAUGACUUGGUUAUUUUCCUCCACGUGUUUUUCAUUUUAAAGUGGAGAUGUAAAACUUGAAUGUCCCUUAAGCUUUUAUAUUUAAAACAAAAAAGCAGUUUUUUCACCUGUAUGGACAACAUAAGAUUGAAAAAACAAAUCUCUGUAUUUACAGUAAAAUCCUUUGUAAAUGGUUUUUGGACUGUUAGACGUUAACAUAAAUCCUUACCUGUGUUUUGGGAUACAUGACCCUCUAACCUGUGGGACCUGAUGAUUAAAGUGGCUGUGUGGAGAUUGUGGCAUAUUUACUUUUACCAAUUCUGAAUUUGUACAAGAGUACAAGUGCAAAAAUGCAGUAACGUUUGAAUAAAGUUACCAAAACCAGACCAAAAUAAAAUGGUGUUUUGAGUGAAACUAACUUGAAUUCUGCAAAGUCCUUUGGAUGGAAUCUUAACUGGUACUAGUGCUUUCCAAGAUUUUUAUAUUUGAAGUUUAUAUUCAGAGGUAAUGGUAAUUAAGUACAUUUUGUCAAAUAGAGAAGUCCUGCUUUCCACACUUUACAGCAAACAAUGACGACUCCUUGGAUUCAUUUUGCUGUUGCUGGUGUCUUUCUAAAAUAUGUAGAUUUGAAGUACGGUGAAAAAAACAAAUUAAAUGUGAUAUUUAAGGAAAA